UUUUAAGUUUGUUUUGAAACAAUUAUAAUGUGUCAAGCAAGGUGGCCAUCAAUUGUGUUGCUUUUGAUCCCACUUUCUGAGCUCUAAUAAACAUGUGUGCUAUAAUUGUAUGCUAUAUUGGUCUCUACACCAUUGCUAUAUAUCUAUCUGUCAGGGUACGAGCUCUUUAAAUUCUGAAAAUGUAAAGAAUUACUUUCCCAAAGUUAUGUCCUGCUACUUGCGUACGCUACUCCUUUACAAAGCCUUUAUCAUGAGGUGUAUGACCAUGACUAUUUGUCAUUGAUGGUUAUGUGCAAGCUGAGUAGGUUAUUUUUUCUGAUGAGAAAGCUCAGUCAGCAGUGUCCACGUACUGCAUUUUUUAAUUCUCAUCCAGUCUUUUGAACUACAGCAUUUAUCUGCUUUAACACAUCCGCUGCAACCCUUUCAGGCUGAAUAGGAACAAGAACAUCACACCCUUGAGUGCUGUGGCUUUCAUCGCACAGAUUGCUGAGUGACUGAGUAGUGUGGCAUUUCCCCUCAGACAAUAAAUCUUAGCCCGAAUGAGUCGGGAUACUAAAUAUAAACAGUGGAGUUUUGUCAGUUUUAAACAUACCAUAUGUAUCAAACAUCUGCCAUGGAUUAUUGGUACUGACAAUACCAAGACUUGGACACUUACUCUGCAUCAAACAUUUAGUGGUAUAAAUAGUGUCAGUAAAUCAAAUGUAUUGAUCUGAGGUUGUACUUCAGGUACAGAAGAGACCAUAAUCAAAUCUUCAUGAGCAAACAGCUGAAGGGAUGGUGGAGACUGUGGAGCGAUGUGGGAGCCAAUGUAAAUAAAUGGGUGACAAGACAGAGGACAUACAGCCAGACAUAUUUAUAGACGGUGAGAAAUUGAUACGGAGAGUGUGCAGCAGAAGGCAGAGAGACGGAUAGCUGAGGAGAGGGAGCGAGAGAGGGAGAGUGGGCAGGGCUCUAGGUAUGUGAGAAUAACAGUACGCCGGCCAGUGGGACAGACAGGGGGAGUGAGAAGAAAGAAAGGAGGGGAGGAAGUGGAGAUUGUGUGGUUAAGUGCUUGGAAGUGUGUGUGUGUCUGUGUGUGUGUGUUUGUGUGUCUGUGUGUGUGUGUAAAAUCAGACAGAGACAGGGUCCAAGUGCAAGACAGUGAGCCGGGGAGAGAGAUGCUCGGAGGAUGAGGAGUAACAGGGCGAGGCAGCAGCGAGAGGCUCUAUGUGUAUGUGUGUGAGUUUGUGUGUGUGUGUGUGUGUGUGAGUUUGUGUGUGUUUGAGGAAUAGUGUGUGAACAGAGGGAUGCAGUCAUGUCUCUGUGAGAGGGAGCAGCACAGCAACGGUAACCAUGCUGAGCCCCAAGAUAAAACAGGCACGCCGGGCGCGGUCUAAGAGCAUGGUGCUUGGAGAGUUAUCUCGGAUCUCCAGGCCCUGCUCUCCUCUGGAUCAGGAGAAAACACUGAAGGCAGGAUGGCUAAAGAGGCAGCGGAGCAUCAUGAAAAACUGGCAGCUGCGUUGGUUUGUCCUGAGGAACGAAGCUCUGUAUUUCUACAAGGACCAGGAUGAAACCAAGGCACAGGGUUGUAUUCCUCUUCAGUGCAGUCAGGUCAAUGAGCUCCCUGCCAAUCAGGACGAGCCUGGUCGCCACCCUUUUGAAAUUGUUCCAGGGGGGGCUGGAGAAAAGGAUCGAACAGGAGUAAGCCACGAAUCAUUCCUGCUGAUGGCCAACUCCCAGAGUGACAUGGAGGAUUGGGUCAGGGCCAUACGUAGAGUCAUAUGGGCUCCACUUGGAGGAGGUGUCUUCGGGCAGCACCUAGAGGAGACAAUGUUAUACGAGGCUCAGUGUGGAGCGCAGCGACCGGUCCCUUUGCUGGUGGAACAGUGUGCGUGUUUCAUACGUGAACAUGGGCUCAAAGAGGAGGGCCUUUUCAGGGCCCCCGGACAGACCAAUCAUGUUCGAGAGCUGCAGGAUGCCUUCGACCGUGGCGAGAAGCCAGUGUUUGACAGUACCACAGAUGUCCACACAGUGGCAUCACUGCUAAAGCUGUACAUACGGGAGCUUCCGGAGCCUAUAAUCCCAUUCCCCAAAUACACACAGUUUCUAUCUUGUGCUCAGAUUCUUACCAAGGACAAAGCAAUGGGUAUCAUAGAGCUUGGCAAACAAGUGAAAUCCCUUCCUCAGGUCAACUACAACCUCCUUACAUACAUCUGCAAGUUUCUGGAUGAGGUUCAAUCUCACUCCAAUGAGAAUAAGAUGAGUGUACAGAAUCUGGCCACUGUGUUUGGACCCAAUAUCCUUCGGCCCAGAGUGGAGGAUCCAGUUACCAUGAUGGAGGGAAGUUCCCAGGUGCAGCACCUCAUGACUGUGCUGAUCAGUGAAUACACACAACUUUACCAAAGGGAGCAGCCGGAAACUGAGGCCAGGAUUCGCCCAAAGCCUCAGCAGAGUCCAACACAACGGGGCAAAGCAGAAUGGCUCUCACAACAAAACAAUGACCCCCCAUCUUCCAAAACCCCUGAAGAGGAACGCCGAUCUUCCACCCCUUCAACAGAAAGUAAGCCAACUGCACCAAGCCCAAUUACAACAUCAGAAAAGGUUGAGGAUGGUCAGAUUGAAGAAAAGACAAAGGGUGAGACAGAAGUGAAAGGGGAUGAAAAAGCAGAUGGCAAAACUGAAGGGAAAGGUGAAAAUGAAGUAGCUAUGAGCCCCAGUAAACAGUCAAAAGCCCUGCCCACGUGGAGGUGCUCCCUCAAAGGGGGGACAGCAUCUGGGGUGCAAAGGGGCAAAAUAGGGGGGUCUGCAGGGGAUGUGUCAGCAGCUGGUGGGAGCAACUGGCUGAUGAAUGGCCUGUCGUCCCUCCGAGUUCACAGGCGCACCACCUCAUCUGGUGAAAGACUUAAAGACACCCUGAAGGAUUCAACCCUCUCACUGAAAGAGACCACUCUCCCUCUUAAGGACACACAGAGAGACUCUGAUGAAGACUGCCUUCAGACACCCCUGUCUCACAGAGGCCUCCACCAAUCCCACAGACUGUCUGCCUAUGACAAUGUUGCCCCCUCCAGUCUGAGCCUGCCUGCUGACACCUCCAUCUGGACAUCCUUUGAGAUCUCAUUGGCCGAGCCAAAGGGAAGCGAAAAAGCAGUAAUACUAGAACAGGGUAAAGACAGCCCUACAGAGGUGAAGGACAGUACAAGUACUCUGGAUAACACUGCAAGCGGUACUGAGGAUGAUAUUACAGGAACAAAUGAAGGUCUCGCCAACAUGCUAACUGACCUCAAGCAGGAGCUGAAGAAACAGAGGACGAGCUACGAAACCUGCAUUCGAAAGUUGGAGGAGUCUUGUUCUAAGUACCAGUCCCAAGUCAACCGCCUCGAGGAGGAGCUGGACCAGGAGAAGAAGAAGUUUCAAAUGCUUGAGAUCCGACUCAGGAACUCGGAGAGGGCACAUCAAGACGCAGAGAACCGAAACAACCUCCUGCAGAAAGAGAUGGAGGAGUUCUUCAAAACCCUUGGAGAUCUGACCACAGGAGCAACACGGACCACCUAGCCCAGACCAACCUGCCUUCAUCUGGUCCAUAAGAGGAGGAGCUAGAUUACUUGGAAGACCAGUAAGCCCCAAAGCUUUGAAGACCAAAUACCUCUAGUGCAGUACUACUUGCCAUCGUGUCCUGUUUAGUACAGCCGUC
Trematomus bernacchii (emerald rockcod) is the source of this 3670-nucleotide messenger RNA. It is a transcript of the gene arhgap22a, whose product is annotated as Rho GTPase activating protein 22. NCBI's taxonomy places the organism in Eukaryota, Metazoa, Chordata, Actinopteri, Perciformes, Nototheniidae. Bases 1333 to 3531 code for a protein of 732 amino acids. Gene Ontology annotation, cellular component: focal adhesion. Gene Ontology annotation, biological process: signal transduction; activation of GTPase activity. The transcript has 10 exons. Gene Ontology annotation, molecular function: GTPase activator activity. The record is from RefSeq and is a predicted model, not a curated record.